Messenger RNA from Cladophialophora carrionii CBS 160.54, 315 nucleotides. RefSeq lists its product as uncharacterized. The transcript has 2 exons. Lineage: Eukaryota; Fungi; Ascomycota; Eurotiomycetes; Chaetothyriales; Herpotrichiellaceae. The record is from RefSeq and is a predicted model, not a curated record. Bases 1 to 315 code for a protein of 104 amino acids.
AUGCCGAAAGUUCUCGUCACUGGCGCGAAUGGCUUUCUAGCCACACAUAUCUUGAGCCAACUCGUCGAAAAUGGUUAUGAAGUCACCGGAACCGUUCGUACACAGACCAAGACUGAGGAUGUCUUCGUAGCUCAUCCCAGUCUCAAAGCCAAAGUCAAGCUUGUAGUGAUACCAGAUCUUUCAGCGGCAGGCGCCUAUGACGAGAUCUUCAAGGAAACGCAAUUUGAUUACAUUAUUCAUACUGCAUCUCCAGUACCAGAUGGAAGUGGCAAGGACUUUGACAAAGACUUUUUGAUUCCUGCGGUCCAGGGGUGA